This is a messenger RNA of Sabethes cyaneus, 1293 nucleotides long. RefSeq names its product dehydrogenase/reductase SDR family member 7-like. Bases 36 to 1016 code for a protein of 326 amino acids. The record is from RefSeq and is a predicted model, not a curated record. The transcript is spliced from 5 exons. NCBI's taxonomy places the organism in Eukaryota, Metazoa, Arthropoda, Insecta, Diptera, Culicidae. Gene Ontology annotation, molecular function: oxidoreductase activity.
CUAAGUGAUAACGCAGCCGUUCAGUGAAUGUCACAAUGUUUUUACUGUCGCUAGUCGGGUUCUGUGUCAUCCUUUACUAUAUAGUACAGUUUUGUAUAUUCUACUACUUGGAUUCGGACUUUGAGUUGUACCUAUUAUCAAAGCUGGGCAAGCCUAUUAGUUCGCUCAAGGGAAAAGUCGUUUGGAUUACGGGUGCAUCCAGUGGAAUCGGUCGUGAUUUGGCGCUGAUUCUGGCAAAACAUGGCGUCCGAUUGUGUCUAUCGUCACGCAAAGUAUCCGAUCUGAUGAAAGUAAAACAAGAAUGUUUAACGGCGUCGGCAGGAAGUUUGCAAUCGAACAACAUUUUAGUGAUGCAGAUGGACAUGCUGGAGAUCGACGAUCAUCAGAAGUAUUUUGAUAAAGUGAUUGACCACUUUAAGACGUUGGAUGUCCUGGUCAACAACGCAGGCCGUUCGCAACGCGCCGAAUGGAACACUAUUCAGCUUAAAGUAGACCGAGAACUGUUCGAGCUGGACGUUUUUGCCGUCGUAAAUCUGUCCCGAUUGGCACUGAACUAUUUCAUUGAAAACUCUGUGAAAGGUCAUAUCGCCGUUACAAGCAGCAUUACAGGACUGGUCGCUUUUCCCAACUCGGCCACCUACACGGCAGCGAAACAUGCUUUGCACGGAUAUUUCGAAACUCUACAAAAUGAAGCACUCGGAGUGGAUGCCACCAUUUUUUGCCCAGGCCCAACUGCUACCAAUUUCCUACAGGAAUGUUUUACUAACACCCCGGGAGAGAAAUUCAACAAACCAGUCGGUACGGAUGACAAACGUCUGACCAGCGAGCGAUGCGCCGAGCUUUAUGCAAUUGCUUUAGCCAAUCGUACACCCUUUAGCUGGGCAGGAACUCGUCCGAUGAAUUUCAUCUUCUACAUUGGAUGUUACUAUCCGAAUGUUAGACGAUUCUUGAUCAAUGUGCUUGGCAUUGCUAACAUCGAUAAUCUGCGAAAUGGUCGUCCGCUUGGAGCUAGAUGAGGAGAUUGCUCAACGCAGGAAUACUUGGAUGUAUUUGUUUUAGUUCAUUAAGCUUGAGAUUUGUGUUUUUAAUAUCGACCAUUAAGAGCAAAUAACGAAAGUUUAAUUUUCCAAGCAUGACCGACAUUUAUAUUCAUCUUUAAUGCCUUGACAACACUUGCUGUAAAAAGAAAAAUGAAACUUUUAGAUUCAAACACUCAGUCAUAUAUUAUUUGUAGAGUAUGUGUAAAGGUGUAAAUUUCGAAAACUAUGUUAUACUUUAUUGUGAACUGUAUUA